UGUCCUCCUCCGGGACCGACCGCGGGGAGGAGCCGGCGCCCGCACCCGGGGCCUUCGGGUUGUUUGUCUUGUGAGCGGCUGGUCCCCAGAGCCCGGAGCCUCCGGGAGUGAUUUACAGGACUCAGAGCCCUGGAAAGUCACCCGGCCUCGGGGCACCCACCGUCUGGCUUAUAUUUCCUCCUGCCGUCCCAGCCUCCGCAGCCGCCCUGCUGAUCCCGGUGACCUGGCAACCCGGGACUGCGACCCCAGUGCUGGAGGCCCCUCGCCCCACCGUCAGACAGCCGAGCCUCUGCUGGAGGGAAGAGAGGAGGCGAGUCCCCACGAGCAUCCUUACUCACUUCCUGGGAUUAAGAACCUAUUUAUGAAGCAUCUUAUUUUAUGACUGAAGCUCCACAUCCAGGGAGACAUCAAUGGCCCAGCUUCCCCCUGGCAUUCGCUUCAUCGUCUCAUUCUCCAGGGAUCAGUGGUACAGAGCCUUCAUUUUUAUUUUGACAUUUUUGCUGUAUGCAAGUUUUCACUUAUCUCGAAAGCCUAUCAGCAUAGUUAAGGGUGAAUUGCACAGCUACUGCACGGCUUCAAAUGAUGGGAAAGUCAGAUUCAGCAGCCAGAGCCAAAAAGCCAGAGAUGCCCCUGCUUACCAGCUCCCAGACAAUGGGACUGACUGUGGCUGGGCCCCAUUUGAUCAGGAAAACUAUCAACAGCUGCUCGGAGCCCUGGACUACUCCUUCCUGUGCGCGUACGCCGUCGGCAUGUACCUGAGAGGUGAGGCGAGGUGGGAGCCAACGCACGCCCCAGGCGUCCUGCUGACCAGGCAGACUGUCCUCAGAUGGCUUCUCCUGGCCCGGGGUUCGAUGCACGGUGGCAUAAUAGGGGAACGCCUCCCCAUCCGGUAUUACCUAACCUUUGGGAUGCUGGCCAGCGGUGCCUUUACUGCCCUGUUUGGGGUAGGGUACUUCUACAACAUCCACAGUUUCGGGUUCUACGUGAUAACUCAGAUCAUCAAUGGACUUGUGCAGACCACAGGCUGGCCCAGCGUUGUCACCUGCCUCGGGAACUGGUUUGGAAAAGGCAGGCGAGGUUUGAUUAUGGGAGUCUGGAACUCUCACACAUCCGUGGGCAACAUCCUGGGCUCCUUGAUUGCUGGCUACUGGGUGUCCACAUGCUGGGGUCUGUCCUUCAUCGUGCCCGGGGCCAUCGUGGCUGCCAUGGGGAUCCUGUGCUUUCUGUUUCUCAUCGAACAUCCGAAGGACAUUGCCUGCUCUUCCUCCCCGGCCAUGCAUCCAAGAGGCUGCGAGAAUGGGGCGCACAGGUUCCGGCCGCAGAAGCCAGUCCCAGCCGAGAAGUCUCUGGACCCAGAGAUGCAGCGUCUACUACUGUCGGAUGGGAAACACUCUGGCCACCAGAACCACGUGGUCAUCCUCCCGGCAGAUGGUGGGGGCGGCAUGGCAGCCAUCAGCUUCACAGGGGCCCUGAAGAUUCCCGGCGUGAUAGAGUUCUCUCUGUGUCUGCUGUUUGCGAAACUGGUCAGCUACACGUUCCUUUUCUGGCUUCCACUCUACAUCACAAAUGUAGAUCACCUUGAUGUCAAGAAGGCCGGGGAGCUCUCCACCUUGUUCGACGUGGGUGGGAUCUUCGGUGGGAUCCUGGCAGGUGUGAUCUCCGAUCGCCUGGAGAAAAGGGCCUCCACCUGCGGCCUGAUGCUGCUGCUCGCGGCCCCGACGCUCUACACGUUCUCCUCCAUCAGCAAAAUGGGGCUGGAAGCCACCAUAGCCAUGCUGCUCCUCAGCGGGGCCCUGGUCAGCGGGCCGUACGCGCUCAUCACGACUGCCGUGUCUGCCGACCUGGGGACGCACAAAAGCCUGAAGGGAAACUCCCAUGCCCUGGCCACCGUGACCGCCAUCAUCGAUGGAACCGGGUCUGUAGGAGCAGCGCUGGGCCCGCUGCUGGCAGGGCUCAUCUCCCCAUCAGGAUGGAACAACGUGUUCUACAUGCUCAUGUUCGCAGACGCCUGUGCCUUACUGUUUCUGAUUCGCCUCAUACACAAGGAGCUGAGCUGCCCAGGGUCGGCGACAGGAGACCAGGUUCCGUUUAAGGAGCACUGAGCCCUCGAGUCCCAUGAAGGAAGGCUGGGCCCAUCCUUCACAAACUGUUUUUCAAGAAAAAGUUCAAAUAAAGGAUCCUGUGUUGAAAAGAA
Dama dama (fallow deer) is the source of this 2194-nucleotide messenger RNA. RefSeq names its product solute carrier family 37 member 1 (gene SLC37A1). Gene Ontology annotation, biological process: glucose-6-phosphate transport; phosphate ion transmembrane transport. The coding region runs from base 411 to 2102 and encodes 563 amino acids. Gene Ontology annotation, cellular component: endoplasmic reticulum membrane. Gene Ontology annotation, molecular function: glucose 6-phosphate:phosphate antiporter activity. The record is from RefSeq and is a predicted model, not a curated record. The transcript has 21 exons. Lineage: Eukaryota; Metazoa; Chordata; Mammalia; Artiodactyla; Cervidae.